Molecule: messenger RNA, 2331 nt
Organism: Dermatophagoides farinae (American house dust mite)
Lineage: Eukaryota; Metazoa; Arthropoda; Arachnida; Sarcoptiformes; Pyroglyphidae
Product: alkylglycerol monooxygenase
Biological process (GO): lipid biosynthetic process
Cellular component (GO): endoplasmic reticulum
Molecular function (GO): glyceryl-ether monooxygenase activity; iron ion binding
Source: RefSeq, a predicted model, not a curated record
UAAAUAAAGUACAUUUUGAUUUGGAAAUUUAUAGUCAAAUUUUAUGAAAAUUUUAAAUCAUUGAUUAAAUAAAAAAAAUUGAAAACAAUUCAUAAUUGACGUUGAUGAUGCCAUGUUAUUGCACUCUGCCACCGAAGAUGUUAAAAAAACUAAUUAUUUGACUCUCACGUCAUAAUCAUUCCAAGUAUCAUCAUCAUCAUAUAUAAUUUACUGUAGAGAAGGGAAAAGAAAAGAAAAUUAUGGGGGUAGAAUUCAUUACCACCGAUUAUCAACACGGUCUAAGCAUUGUCUAUAAAUUUGGCCAACAUUUGCCAUAUUCACUAAGAUUAUCAAUUUGGCUUUCGUAUUGCCAACACACACGACAUAUUCAUUCGGAAUGAUUACCAACAACAAUGAAACAACAAUUACUUUGGCUAGAUGUCUAAAAGAUGGUGGCAUAGAAGCUGGAAAAGAUAUUGCUUCAAUUUUCUAUUUGAUGCCUAUCCAUGAUACGAUCAAAGAUGAUAUUUAUGAUGUAACAAACUAUGAAGUCAAACUUAUUCCGGUGAUCGCUUUAAUGGUGACGAUCGAACAAAUUAUUCGUAUUAUUAUGCGUAAACAAUUGUCACGUUUUGAAGAUUGUUUCAUCAAUAUUGCUUCGUCACUUGUCUUCACAUUGACCAGAGUGGUGAUGUUCACCAUAGUAUUGCGAAUUUACUCUUGGUUAUAUACAAAUUAUGCUUUGGUGCAUCUUCCAUUGCAUAGUGCGAGCACAUGGAUCAUAUCAUUAUUGUUGGUUGAAUUCGUUUAUUAUUGGACUCAUCGUGCAUUACAUGAAUUCAAUUUUCUUUGGGCCGCACAUCAAUUCCAUCAUAUGGCCGAAGAUGUUAAUAUUUCAACCACGAUUCGAGAUUCAGUCGUUGAUUUGGUCAUCUAUGAUAUCUUCCCAAUACCGUUGGCUCUAUUCAUUCAUCCACAGAUUUUGUUUGUACAUCUGCAAUUUUCUUUGAUCUAUCAGAUAUGGCUCCAUAAUGAAGUUGUUGGCCAUCUAGGUCCGUUAGAAUAUCUGAUCAAUACACCAAGACAACAUCGUGUCCAUCACGGAAAAAAUCCUUAUUGUAUUGAUAAAAACUACGGUGCAUUAUUGAUGAUCUGGGAUCGAAUCUUUGGCACCUAUCAAGUCGAGCUAGAUGAAGAGAAGAUUGUAUUUGGUACGGUCAGUCCAACUCCAAAAACAUUCGACAUGAUGACAUUAAUGUUCGGCUAUUAUAAAAACGUUUGGCAACGAUUUAAAAAUUGCGAUAAUUACCGCGAAAAGAUGGCAUCAUUAUUUUAUGGACCCGGUUGGUCGCCAGGUAAACCCCGCCUUGGCCUUAUUGAAGAGAUACCCGAAGUUGAUCAUAAAGCACCUCGAUACAUUUAUACACCAUAUGUGGCUAUUUGGAAAAAGGCUUACAUUCUUUUCCAUUCGGUAGCCAUCUUGAUUGGAUUCUAUAUGAUUGCUGAUCAUCCUUUGAUUAAAUUCGAUCCAUGGAAAAUGACGUUUUGUAUGACUUAUUUGCUGUUGGCAAUCACAUCAUUCGGUGCACUAUUCGACAAUAGAUCUUAUCUGAUCAUAUUGGAAAUAUUUCGUUGUAUUGUCUAUUUUGUAUUCGACCAAUACGUAUUACAAUCAACACAAUGGCCAGUGCAUCAGAGUACAUCGGUUCUUAUUCACUUAUCAUUAUGGACUAUUCGUUUGGGACAUUUAUUAUCGAUAAUGUUCUGGAUUUGUAUGUGGAUUAUUAAUCUUUUCACCACUAACACAAUUGAUGACAAACAUAAAUCACCGAAAAUGACAAGUUCCAAUGAAAAGAUUAUUUAUGAUUCGAAUGAAGGACAAAGUCAAACAUCAACAGAUUCCGAUGAAACAUUACAUCAGGAUUCUACAUAUCCUGUUCGAUUGAAAGCCAGUACAUUCUUCAUUCUAAUGGCAAUGAUGGUUUUCGUUUUUGUACCGUUAACGAUGUCCUAUUUGUUUGUCGUUCCAUCAUGCUCACGUUACUACGAAACAUAUUUUUUCGAUAGAUACUUAUCAUUUGCUCAGAAUAUCACUAAAAUGGCCAAUUAUUCUACAUUGAUGAUUGGCGGCAAUUAGUGAUGAUGAAUUUUUCUAAUUUUUCCCAUUUGAAUUGGCCAUCAACAGAUGGCAUGAUUGCGAUUGCAUUCAAAAAAUCUCUCUAUUAUUACAAAUCCGGUAUUUUUUGUAUGAAGUUUUUUCCAAUAUAAAUCAAAUAAUAAACCUAUUAAAUUCGAAUAAAAAAACGUAGAUUUCUGAAAUUCACACCGAAAAUCAUACGAUUAAAUCAUUGA